AUGAAGGGGGCAAGAUUAUUUGUCCUGCUUUUUAGUUUAUGGAGCGGGGACAUUGGGCUUAGUAACAGUAAGCAUCCUGGGACUACAGCUGAGGAUGGAAACUCCCAGAAGACUAUGACAUCUGCUUCAGUUCCUCUAAAUAAAAUACCAGGUUUCCAAACGCUGCCAGCCACUCAGAUCAUGUCAGCUGAGAUAACUCCAACUCCUGAGGCAAGAACUUCUGAAGAGAGUCUCCUGAAAUCAACACCGCCUCCCUCAGAGACAGGCGCACCUCCUGAAGGUUUGGGAAACCAAACCCUCACACCCACAAAGAAGACAGGAGAAGGAGUGGUAAAGUUACAAAUUCUUGCCCUCCCAACCAACCCUAGCACCAAGUUCAAUCCUGGAGAAGAGUCAGUGGUCCUUUCCAACUCGACACUGAAAUUCCUUCAGAGCUUUGCCCAAAAGUCAACUCAACAAGAGAUCUCUCCAAACGCAGUUGGAGGCGUGGGAAAUCGAGCCCCGCGGGAAACAUACCUCAGCAGAGGUGACAGCCGUGCAAGCCAAAGAACUGACUACCAAAAACCAAGCUUUGAAACAACUAGAGGAAAGAAUUGGUGUGCUUAUGUACAUACCAGGUUAUCGCCCACGGUGAUACUGGACAACCAGAUCCCUUAUAUUCCAGGUGGGAGAGGAUCCUGCGGUUGGACCAGUGGAUCUUGUCCUCAGAGAUCUCAGAAGAUAUCAAAUACCGUCUACAGGAUGCAACAUAAAAUCGUUACCUCACUGGAUUGGAGGUGCUGUCCUGGAUACAGUGGACCGAAAUGUCAGCCAAAAGCCCAGGAACAGCAGCAAGUGAUACACACCAACCAGGCUGAAAGUCACGCAGCUGUUGGCAGAGGGUCAGCAGAGCAGCAGCAGCAGCAACAGCAGCAGCAGCAAGACUGUGGUGACUCAGCAGUGAUGCAAAAACUGACUGAUCAGAUGAACUACCAGGCAACAAAACUGACUCUUCUGCAGAAGAAGAUUGAUAAUAUCUCUUUGGCUGUGAAUGACGUCAGGAGCACUUACUCCUCCCUGGAAGGGAAAAUCAGUGAAGACAAAGGCAGAGAAUUUCAAUCUUUUCUAAAAGGUCUAAAAUCCAAAAGCAUUAAUGAGCUGGUAAAGGACAUAGUAAGAGAACAAUUUAAAAUUUUUCAAAAUGACAUGCAAGAGACUGUAGCACAACUCUUCAAGACUGUGUCGAGUCUAUCAGAGGACCUUGAAAACACCAGGCAAAUAAUUCAAAAAGUCAACAAAUCUGUGGUUUCAAUAGCAGUCCAGCAAAAGUCUGUUUUAAUGCAAGAAAAUAGGCCCACUUUGACUGAUAUAGAAAAUCUAAGGAAUCACAUCGUGAAUGUAAGGCAAGAAAUGACUUUUACAUGCGAGAAGCCUAUUAAAGAACUGGAAAUAAAGCAGUCUCAUUUAGAAGGUGCUUUAGAACAGGAACGCUCGAGAAGCGUUCUGUAUUAUGAGUCCCUCAAUAGGACUCUUUCUAAAAUGAAAGAAGUACACGAGGAGCUUUUAUCAACGGAAAAAGUAUCAGAGCAGAAGAACAUUCCAGCUGUCGAAUCAGUUACCACUAAUGUCACUGAGCACGUGGCUACUCUGCAUGAGACUAUGAAGAAGCAGGGUUUGAUGAUGCUGCGAAUGUUUGACGAUUUGCACAUCCAAGACAGCAAGAUUAAUAAUCUCACCAUUGCUUUGGAAAUGGAGAAAGAAACGGUCAGGGGUGAAUGUGAAGUCAUGUUAUCUAAGUGCAGAAGUGAUUUUAAGUUUCAACUCAAGGACACAGAAGAGAAUGUACAGGUGUUAAACCAGACGUUAGCUGAGAUCCUCUUUCCGAUGGACGAUAAGAUGGAUAAAAUGAAUGAGCAACUAAAUGAUUUGACUUAUGAUAUGGAGAUCCUUCAACCGUUGCUUGAGCAGGGAGCCUCACUUCAACAGACCAUGACACAUCAGCAACCAAAGGAAGCAGUGGUUACAAGGAAAAAACUAGAAAAUCUGACUACUGCCGUCAAUAGUCUGAAUUUUCUUAUUAAAGAACUUACAAAAAGACACAACUUACUUAGAAAUGAAGUACAGAGUCGUGGUGAUGUCUUAGAAAGACGUAUCAAUGAAUACGCCUUAGAAAUGGAAGAUGGCCUGAAUAAGACAAUGACUAUUAUAAAUAAUGCUAUUGAUUUCAUUCAAGAUAACUACGUGCUUAAAGAGACUUUAAGUACCAUUAAGUAUAAUCUCGAGGCCCGUCAUAAAUGUACCCCAGAAAUGGAAACUGUUUUGACAUUUAUUUCUCAAUUCCAACGUUUAAAUGAUUCUAUUCAGAUUUUGGUCAAUGAUAAUCAGAGAUACAACUUCGUUUUGCAAGUUGCUAAGGCUCUUGCAGAUAGUCCUAAAGGUGAGAAACUGAGUCAGUCCAACUUUCAAAAGAUUUAUCAAAUGUUCAAUGAAACCGCUUCCCAAGUGAGAGAAUACCAGCAAAAUAUGAGUCAUUUGGAAGAAAAGAUACUCUUAGCCACUAAGAUUUCUGAAAAUUUUGAAACUCGGUUGCAAGGCGUCGAGUCAAAAGUGACCCAGACGCUCAUACCGUAUUAUAUUUCACUUAAAAAAGGCAAUGUGGCUACAAAUGAGAGAAAUCAGAAUCUUCAACUGCAGGUAUUAAAUUCCAGAUUUAAGGCACUGGAAGCAAAAUCCAUCCACCUUUCAAUUAACUUCGCUUUGCUUAACAAAACUCUCUAUGAAGUCUUAACGAUGUGCCAUAAUGCUUCUACAAGUAUGUCAGAACUGAAUGCUACGAUACCUAAGUGGAUAAAGGGUUCCAUGCCAGAUAUUCAGCUUCUCCAGAAAGAUCUGACAGAAUUGGUGGAACCGAUAAUUGAAAUGAAAACUCAAGCUGCCCUAUCUAAUUUAACUUGGUAUGUAGAUCGAUCAUUAUCUGGAAAUCUGGCAAAUGUUGUCAAGUCUCAGAAGCAAGUAAAAUCAUUGCUAAAGAAACCUAAUACACCUAAAAAACCAACAGUGAACCUUACCACUGUCCUGAUAGGCCGGAAUCAAAGAAACACAGACAACAUUCUAUAUCCCGAGGAGUAUUCAGGCUGCAGUGGGUUCCCGUGCCAGAACGGGGGCACGUGUAUAAACGGAAGAGCUAGCUUUACCUGUGCCUGCCGACACCCUUUCACCGGUGACAACUGCACUGUCAAGCUGGUGGAAGAAAAUGCUUUAGCUCCAGAUUUUUCCAAAGGAUCUUACAGAUAUGCACCGAUGGUGGCAUUUUUUGCAUCUCAUACAUACGGAAUGACUACACCUGGCCCCAUCCUGUUUAACAAUUUGGAUGUCAAUUAUGGAGCUUCCUAUACCCCAAGAACUGGAAAAUUCAGAGUUCCAUAUCUGGGAGUGUAUGUUUUCAAGUAUACCAUUGAGUCUUUUAGUGCUCAUAUCUCUGGAUUUUUAGUGGUUGAUGGAAAAGACAAGCUUGCAUUUGAGUCCGAGAAUAUUAACAGUGAAACACCCUGUGAUAGGGUUUUGACGGGGGAUGCCUUAUUAGAAUUAAAUUAUGGGCAGGAAGUCUGGUUGCGACUUGUAAAAGGAACAAUUCCUGCCAAGUUUCCCCCUGUCACUACAUUUAGUGGUUACUUAUUGUAUCGUACGUAAGUUAGUAUGAAAGACAGACUAUCACCUUCAUGGAGAA
Propithecus coquereli (Coquerel's sifaka) is the source of this 3706-nucleotide messenger RNA. RefSeq names its product multimerin 1 (gene MMRN1). The transcript is spliced from 8 exons. Lineage: Eukaryota; Metazoa; Chordata; Mammalia; Primates; Indriidae. Gene Ontology annotation, molecular function: protein binding; calcium ion binding; extracellular matrix constituent conferring elasticity. The record is from RefSeq and is a predicted model, not a curated record. Bases 1 to 3669 code for a protein of 1222 amino acids.